GACCUACCGUUGUUUCUGGCGGCUACAUGUGUGUGUCUGCUGACAUAUCUGUAUCUCCAGCGGCCCAGAAACCUCCCGCCCGGACCCAGGGGGUGGCCGCUUCUCGGUAACAUCCCCAUGGUAGCAAAGUCAGCCUUUCUCCCCGCCACUUUGACGGAGCUGUCCAAACAGUACGGUGACGUCAUGACCAUCUGGAUGGGCCGGGUUCCCGCCAUUGUUAUUUCUGGGUACGAGACUAUCCGGACCGCCCUGGUCAAGAGAGCUGAAGACUUCUCCAGUCGGAAAAUACAACCAGUGGCAGCAAUGGCAGGUAGAGAUAAAGGUGUUCUGAUGGCACCCUACGGAUCACACUGGAAACACCAGCGUAAAUUCGCCCUGAUGACUCUCCGGGACUUCGGCUUCGGCAAGCGGAGUUUGGAGGGCAAGAUCACCGAAGAAUGCAACGCACUUGUACAGGAAAUUCUGUCGCAUAACGGACAACCGUUUGAUUUAAAGAUCAUGAUGCAAAACGCUGUCAGUAACAUCAUUUGUUCCAUUGUCUUUGGGGGCAGAUUUGAAUACGGCGACCCUGAUUUCCUACGACUGAUUCGCCUGUUGAACUCGGUAGUUGAAGCAAAGCCCUCUUUCAUGGACAGGCUUGAAAUGAUACACCCCGUGUUUCGGUGCCUCCGCUUCAUCGGAACAUCAAAGAACGAUAAAAUGACGAGAAUGUUUCAGACUCUACAACAGUUCUACCGUGAACAGAUAGAGAAGCACAGGGUGACCUUUGACCCAAACGACAUCCGGGACUUUAUAGACGCCUUUCUCCUAGAGCAGCAGCGGGCACCGGAGGAACAAGCUUGGGAGCACUUCACUGACAAACAACUGCAAGAGGUGCUGAUGGAUCUAUUCGUGGCCGGUACUGAGACCACCGCCACCACCACCCGCUGGGCCCUGCUGUACAUGAUGCUCAACCAAACAUCCAGGAAAAGGUUCAUCAGGAGAUAGACUCGGUGUUAGGACAGAGCGCGCCGUCCUACGCACAACGGCACCUGCUGCCCUACACAACAGCGACCCUAGCGGAAGUCCAGCGAAUUAACUCCAUCGUGCCCCUCCUUGUUCGAGGUGCGUCCAGGGACACCACCUUUAAUG
Molecule: messenger RNA, 1131 nt
Organism: Branchiostoma floridae (Florida lancelet)
Lineage: Eukaryota; Metazoa; Chordata; Leptocardii; Amphioxiformes; Branchiostomatidae
Product: cytochrome P450 2J6-like
Exons: 5
Coding region: 118-987 (289 amino acids)
Biological process (GO): xenobiotic metabolic process
Cellular component (GO): intracellular membrane-bounded organelle; cytoplasm
Molecular function (GO): oxidoreductase activity, acting on paired donors, with incorporation or reduction of molecular oxygen, reduced flavin or flavoprotein as one donor, and incorporation of one atom of oxygen; iron ion binding; heme binding
Source: RefSeq, a predicted model, not a curated record